Messenger RNA from Wyeomyia smithii (pitcher-plant mosquito), 1001 nucleotides. RefSeq lists its product as uncharacterized. The transcript is spliced from 2 exons. The record is from RefSeq and is a predicted model, not a curated record. The coding region runs from base 71 to 757 and encodes 228 amino acids. Lineage: Eukaryota; Metazoa; Arthropoda; Insecta; Diptera; Culicidae.
GUUCAUUGUACGCUCUUUGCAGGAGUGCUUGUGAUAUUAUUAUUUUUGUGGUACAAUUCAUCUAUUGAAUAUGGAAGAUUUUUCUGAUUCAGCAAACAAAGAAAGUUUGUCACAGCGGAAGUGUGUGGAGGAAAUUCGUCACCAUUUUGAAAAGCUACGAGAUGAAUACGAACGUAACCUCCAGAAGUUCUACUCGCUAAAAGCCCAGGAAUGGAUUCUCGAGCAUCAUAUGGAGAGCUGGAAGCAUCUUUGCGAAGAGUUGGACGCAAAAUUAGCAACGAAGCAAGAAGAAGCCCGAAACGUUCGGGUUCAAAUAUGGAAAGAUCGCGAAGAUUACUGUGCGCUAUCGGCACAGUUUGCGAACGAUUUUUCAAUCGAAGCCACAUUAGCUGCAAUUAAGCGUUUUAACCAGCCAUAUGAUGAUGGUGGUAGUCAAGGUCAGGCUUCUAACAAUCAACCUCAAGUUAGGUGCCCCCAUUUACCUAGAAUAGCUGAAAUUGAUAAGGAACUAGAAAAGCUGCAACUCAAAGAAACAGAGUUGAAUCGAAUGGAGCUGGAGCUGGCCCCAGACGAGGAAACUAUACGGUUGCUGCAACAGGCGGUUACGAAUUCCGCUUCUAAUUUGGAAGAGCUAGAAGCGGAGAUUAAAGAGCUCGAUGAGUCAGGGCAAAGCCGUGAAUGUACAGUUAAGUCUAUAUUGAAGAGGCCAUGUUUUGUGCAGCCGGAUAGUGAUCGGAAGCAGGUUCGAUUUGAGUAAUUUUAUCUAAUGUUAUAGAUAUCACAAUUUGUUUGAUGUUUAUACUGUGAAGAGUACCUGGAGUGAGAUACAUAAGAAUUGAACGAUUUGAAGAAAAAAUUGAAAUACUUGGGAAAGGCCAGCCAUUCAAGUAAUAGUAAUAGUAGUAAGGCGUGGUACGUUUAUUACGUAAUUUUAUUAUGCAUAGAUUUUUGUUCAUCCAUGUUGUUUUUUACAAACAAAAUGGCUUCUGGUUUUAAUAUCC